This is a messenger RNA of Drosophila ananassae, 3746 nucleotides long. RefSeq names its product accessory gland protein Acp36DE. The coding region runs from base 34 to 3654 and encodes 1206 amino acids. The record is from RefSeq and is a predicted model, not a curated record. The transcript is spliced from 5 exons. NCBI's taxonomy places the organism in Eukaryota, Metazoa, Arthropoda, Insecta, Diptera, Drosophilidae.
GAUCGAACUAUCCGCAGUAAGAUCAGUUUCAGCAUGCUGGCCUGUUCCUACAACGCGCUUUUUGCGCUAGCGUUACUCAAUUCAGUCUUUCCUGGUGAAUCAAUCUUAACAGAGCAAGAGAGGAUUUAUAACAGACUUCAGCCAGCUACAUCCCCAACAAUAAUUUUCGAUUCCAAUGGUGAUAAGUUUGGAUCAAAUCUUGGAUAUUUACAAUCACAAUCUGAAUCGCAAUCGCAAUCUCAAUCGCAAUCCGAAUUAAAUUCACAGUUAGAGUCACAGUCACAAAGCCAAUCGCAAUUACAAAAUCAAAGGGAGGAAUCCAUUAAUAUCCCACAGUUUAUUAUCCCUUACAAACUGGCUCAAAAUGAAAUUCAAUCACAAUCACAAUCCCAAUUCGAGGCGCAGGAUUCGAGGCGAGCUCAGGAAGCACGAGAAAAAUAUUUGAGGCAACAACAGCGCCAGUUACAAUCGCAAGCACAGGCUGAAUAUCUUAGAGACCUCCAGGCGCAGUCCCAAUUACAAUCCCAGAGACAGGCUGACGCUCAGGAUAAUUAUUUGCUACAAAACCAAGCCCAGUCCCAAUCGGAAGCACAGGCUCAAUAUCUGAGAGACCUCCAGGCGCAGUAUCAACCACAAUCCCAGACACACGCUGACGCUAAUGAUAAUUAUUUGCAAGAAAACCAAUAUCUAAGAGGACGUCAAGCGCAGACACAGGCUCAGACUCAGACACAGUAUAUAAAAAAUGCACAAGCACUAGCGUAUGCUCAAUAUAUAAGACAACUGAAGGAGCAGGCUCAAGCUCAAGCCGAGGCUCAAGCUGUAGCCCAAGCCCAAGCUCAAGCUAGAGUUGCAGCUCUGGCACAGGCUCAAGCUCAAGCUCAAGCUCAGGCUAAAGCUCAAGCUGAUGCUCAGGCGCAAGCUCUUGCUCAGGCUCAAGCUCUGGCUCAGGCUCAAGCUCACGCUGAAGCUCAAGCUCGGGCUCGAUACUUAAGACUAGCCCAAGCGGAAGCACUUGCACAAACCAAAGCCCUACAGUUCGAACAAGCCCUAACUCAAGCCCAAGUACAAGCUCAGGCUCAAGCUCAGGCUCAAGCACAGGCUCAAGCACAGGCUCAAGCUCAGGCACAGGCUCAAGCUCAGGCACAGGCACAGGCUCAAGCUCAAGCACAGGCUCAAGCUCAGGCACAGGCUCAGGCUCAGGCUCAGGCUCAAGCUCAAGCACAGGCUCAAUCUCAAGCACAGGCACAGGCUCAAGCACAGGCUCAGGCUCAAGCACAGGCUCAGGCUCAAGCACAGGCACAGGCUCAAGCACAGGCUCAGGCUCAAGCACAGGCUCAGGCUCAAGCACAGGCUCAGGCUCAAGCACAGGCUCAGGCUCAAGCACAGGCCCAAGCACAGGCUCAAGCUCAAGACCAACAAUUCAAAAGGAAUUUGCUUGAAAGACAACCAGCCUUGAUUUUGGUCCAGCCACCAAGGCAAGUAAGACCCGAACUGGUUAUCAUAGAUCCUAACAGCAUUUCGGGUUCACAGAUACAAAAUCAAAAUCAAAAACAGACACAGCGCAAUAUCCAAUCCGAGUCACAAUCUCAGAUUCAAUCCCAAUCCCAGUCACAGUCUAAUCGUCAAACUCGCGAUAGCCGAGGUAAUUUAAUCAUUCUGAAUCCGGAAUCACCAAGGAGACCAGAUAUUCUGAUCCUCAAUCCUAGUUUGGAAGAGCAAUCACAGAGGCAGUUACAAAAGCAAUCACAGUCAAACUUGCAGUCAGAGUCACAGUUGCAGUCCCAGUCCCAGACCCAAUCCCAGUCCCAGAUGGAGCACCUUCAUGACGUAGGUCAAGGUAAACUGAUCUUAGUAAAGCAUGGAAUACCACUCAAACCAAAAAUUUUGAUUCUUGAUCCCAACCAAAAUGUGGGUGCCCAAUCACAGAAGCAAAACCAAAAACAAUCUCAGUCCCAAUCGGAGUCUAAGUCGCAGGCUGAGUCUCAGUCUCAGUCACAGUCACAGUCUAAUCGCCAAACGAAUGUAGGUUUGGGUUCACAAUCACAGAGGCAAAACCAAAAGCAGUCGCAAUUACAGUCUCAAUCAGAGUCCCAAUCACAGUCACAAUCACAGUCCCAAACACAGUUCGAGUCUAAUCGCCAACUUCUUAAUCAGGGUCAAGAAAAUGUAUUAGUUCUGAAGGCUAAAAAUAGAGGCCAGAAGGAAUCGAACUCACAAGCGCAAUCCCAAGCUCAGUCCCAAGCUCAGUCGAAAGGUGCCUCACAAGCUCAGUCACAAGCUCAGUCACAAGCACAGUCACAAUCACUGUUAGAAUCACAAGCGGAAUCGCAAGCGCAAUCUCAAUCACAAUCAGAAACCCAAUAUGGUUCCUACAUUCCAAACAAACAAAGUUUAAGUGAUCAAGAUGAUCUUUUUGGACAAUCAAUGUACCGAUCUUCCAGGGCAAAACAAAGCCAGUCUCAAAGCCAAUCCCAAAGCCAAUCUCAGAGUCAAUACAGCAAGGAUAGUCCCCCGAGGUAUUUUUCGCAGAAGGACAUUGAUGCAGAUUCCAAAUUGAGCACGGUGGACCUGAUAACCAAAUAUGGUUACCCGUCGGAGACCCACUACUCGAACACCCCGGAUGGCUACAAGCUAUGCCUGCAUCGCAUUCCUCGGAAAGGAGGCAAGCCUGUUAUCCUUGUCCACGGUCUGAUGUCCAGCUCAGCAUCCUGGGUGCAAUUCGGACCGUCCAACGGCCUGGCCUACAUUCUCCACCGGAAGGGCUAUGAUGUUUGGAUGCUGAACACCCGAGGCAACAUCUACUCCAGGGAGCACUCGCAGGGUCGCCUGCCGCCGCGGAAGUACUGGGACUUCUCCUUCCACGAGAUCGGAAAGUACGAUCUGCCCUCCACCAUUGACUUUAUCCAGAAGCAGACUAAUGUGCCAAAAGUUCACUAUAUUGGCCACUCCCAAGGCUCCACUGCAUUCUUCGUAAUGUGCAGCGAACAACCCCAAUACGCCGAUAAAGUCCAACUCAUGCAGGCCCUGUCGCCGACGGUAUACAUGCGCGAGAAUCGCAGUCCGGUACUCAAGUUUUUGGGUAUGUUCAAGGGUAAAUUUUCGAUGUUGCUAAAUCUCUUGGGUGGCUAUGAGAUCUCUGCGAAAAACAAACUUAUCAAACAAUUCAAGAGACACAUCUGUGACAAAUCGGAGGUGGGAAAUAGCCUUUGCGCUGUAUUUGACUUUGUUCUCUGUGGCUUCGACUGGAAGAGCUUCAACCAAACCUUGACUCCUAUAGUCGCUGCCCAUGCCUCCCAAGGAGCUUCGGCCAAACAGAUCUAUCACUACGCCCAGCUCCAAGGUGACCUGAACUUCCAACGUUUCGACCAUGGAGAAGUAUUGAACCAAGUGCGCUAUGAGUCCCGAGAGCCACCGACCUACAAUCUGACCCAGGUGCUAAGCAAAGUGGUCAUCCAUCAUGGAGGUGGCGACUGGCUCGGAUCCGAAUCUGAUGUGGCUCACCUGCAGAAACACCUUCCCAAUGUGAUCGAGAGUCGAAAAGUUGAUUAUGAUGGAUUCUCCCAUUUCGAUUUCACUCUUUCUAAGGAUGUGCGCCCAUUGGUUUACGACCAUGUCCUGGGCCAUCUCCAGAAUGUCCACUUGCAUGAGGACUAGGAGUCUUACAGAAGAUUCCUGACACCGACUAACAAUUGAUUCAAUUGUAUUCAUUUCAUUAGAUUCUAGUAAAGUCAGGAAUCGGAAACUAA